Phialemonium atrogriseum is the source of this 1822-nucleotide messenger RNA. Its product is annotated as Squalene/phytoene synthase. The transcript is spliced from 2 exons. The record is from RefSeq and is a predicted model, not a curated record. The coding region runs from base 215 to 1330 and encodes 371 amino acids. NCBI's taxonomy places the organism in Eukaryota, Fungi, Ascomycota, Sordariomycetes, Cephalothecales, Cephalothecaceae. Gene Ontology annotation, cellular component: mitochondrion. Gene Ontology annotation, biological process: biosynthetic process; mitochondrial respiratory chain complex I assembly.
CAUUUACAGUGGGGGCCACUAGGAAAACCUGGGACGCAGAGGAAAAGUUCAAGUGCAGAGCUUUGACCAUUGUCGUCAUCCCGCGCGAAUCUUCAAAGCGAGACCUCGAACAGAGUAGAUUGUGUUUCUGCCAUUGGCUUUGUUUGGUAUUUCGCCUCGAUGGCGGGUAUUUCUCUAAAGAUGUCCUGCUACUUAUAGAUCCAGCCUCUCCCUCAUGUAUUCGAUUCGGGCUUUCCGGCAUGGGCUCCGAAGGGCCUCCACCUCCAGCUCCAGCGAGCUUGGACGUGGAAUUCGUGGAAUCGUCACAGACGCCGAUGUCGAACAGGCCAGGAAAUAUUGCCUGAACCAGAUACAGAAAGGCGACUACGAGGCCUACCUCAUUCGCCAAUUCGUGCCCAGAUCCGCGCGCGAUGCCUACGAUGCGCUCCGAACCCUCAACCUCGAGCUGGCAAGGCUACCAGAGACGGUCUCGAACCCGACCAUCGGCCAAUUCCGCAUGCAGUUCUGGCGGGACACGGUCAACAAAGUCUUCGCCGGCAGCCCUCCCCGGGAGCCGAUUUCCAUCAUGCUGCACAAGGCGAUAACAGAUCUCGGGUCGCGAUCCGACGGCAGCAGUGUCAAGUCGCUAAAGUUUUGGCUCCUGCGGUUCAUCAACACCCGGGAACAGUAUAUGGAUAACCGGCCCUUUGCGAACCUGGCCGCGUUGGAGGAGUACGCCGAGAACACAUACUCGACGCUGAUGUACAUGGCACUGGCCUCCAUGCCGGUCCGCUCCGUGCACGUGGACCACCUGGCAAGCCACAUCGGCAAGGCCCAGGGCAUCGCCGCCACGCUGCGAGGCAUCCCCGUCCUUGCCGCGCCGUCGCAGCGCGUGCGCUCUCCCUCGGGCGCGGACGUGGGCAGCAACAGGACUCCAGCCCUCCUGCUCCCUCUGGACGUGAUGGCCGAGGUCGGGCUGAGGGAGGAGGACGUGUUCCGCAAGGGCCCCCACGCCGAGGGUCUCCAAGACGCCGUCUUCAAGGUCGCCACCCGGGCCAACGACCACAUCAUUACGGCGCGCGAGAUGUUGAAGAACAUGCAGGCGGGGAUGAGUCCCGGGCACGACUAUGAACACGAGGGGGAGACGGAGCACGUCUACUCCCACACGGCGAACCGCGAUGAGCGCGCCGCGGCGGAUGUUCGCCGGACAUUCGGCAUACUGCUGGAGGCUGUGCCGACCUCUGAAUACUUGGCGAGGCUGGAGGCCGCCGAUUUCGAUACUUUCCAGGUCAAAAGUAGCUGGAAGCUGCCGUGGAAGAUAUGGCAGGCCCUCAAGAAGGAGCGUGUAUGAGCACGUAUGGGCACUAAAUCCUUGAAGUUCCCGGCACCGUAUUGAUGGGUGCUGGUGCGGAGAAGUUUUGCAAGGAUACAUAGAUCCGACUGAUGUAUUACCCAUAUGUAUUAUAUCCUUGUUUAUCCAGGCCUCUCCACCGCGCGAUGCCUCUAUCCCUAGCCUUCCCAUCCUCUAUUUUGGAGUGGUAUGUCUGACUUCUAUUUAACAACCUAGAUGGUGUAUAUAGUCGGUCUAUCAAAUAUGCAAAACCCAUUAAAUUAGCCUUCCGCCUUGCCCCAACAAGAUGCAAAACUACUAAGAUCAUAUCUCGUCAAAUCAUCAAGUCCUUCUCUGUGUCUGUGUCCGCGCGCGCAUCAUCGACUCUCCUCCUCGCUCUGGACCCUCUCCCUCUCCUCGAACAACAGCUCGCUCUUAGCCGAGCCGAUCCUGAUGAAGAAGAACAGGACCAGCACCACGGCGGCGACGGCGGUGCCGAACCAGAAGGCAACC